Perkinsus marinus ATCC 50983 is the source of this 1083-nucleotide messenger RNA. RefSeq lists its product as hypothetical. Bases 1 to 1083 code for a protein of 360 amino acids. The record is from RefSeq and is a predicted model, not a curated record. The transcript has 3 exons. Lineage: Eukaryota; Perkinsozoa; Perkinsida; Perkinsidae.
AUGUCCUCCUUUAACUUUAUGCUGCCCAUUUUGGACGACCUCACAUUCUCUGAUGAGCCUGAGGGGAUAGUAGGAGCAGCAACUCCACCUGCGACAGAGUUACCAGAGAUAGUGCUGCCAACAUCAGCCGAAUUGUUCUUUGCUGUACCCCCUGUACCCCCUAAGACUCCUAAAACGACUAAGCGUCAAAAAGCACAGGCGCUGAGGAGGAAAAAGUUGGCAGCCUCUUUGAGGGAGAAGCGAGCCGAUGCAGCUGCUCGGCAACGAGAUCCCGACUACCGCCCAUUGAAAUUUAAGACGGACUACCAUAUAGCAUUUGAUUCGCCCGCGGAUGAUCAAAACGAUCCCAUCACACCGAAGCCCUCGAGCAAGGCCAAUACGCCAGUUUCUGACCGUAAGGUCAGUUCCACGGCGAGGAAGCGUUCGACAACGUACAUUACGGAUGACAGUGAUAGCAGCGAGAGACCCUUGAGAAGCGGAGACGAGAGUUAUACGCCGUCGGGCAAAGGCAACAAGAAGAAGACCCGUGUAGAGCCGCGUACAGGAAAGCGACCAUCCAUAGAAGAUGCGUCAGGGGGAACCGACAGCAGCGACAUCAGUGAAGGCCCUCAUCUCAUCCGAGGCCUACUGUCCGACUCGCCACUAGUUUCCUACCCUGUCAAGAGGACCCGACUAUUCUCUAUCGUUAAACCGAAGCCUACUGUCCAAGAAAGACCUGCGCGCCGAGUCGCCAGUCAGAGCAUGUACACUCCAUUGAUGGAGUUCCUGUAUAAAGAGCAGACUAAUGAGCGCAACAAGCGACGAGUUUUCAUGGGGGAGGAGGAUAAAAUCGACGAGGAAAUUAGGGAGAUAUCCGCCUUGCGUAAGCAGCUCGAGAAGAGAAUACUAGCUUUCGAAUCAUACGUGGUCACCACUGGCCUUGCCGCAGAUGGGGACAUCCAAACUUAUGAUACCAUCGAUAUCCCUCAGGAAGUCCCAGUCAGCACCAGGGCUGGUGUAAAAAGGUCACGCGUAGCACACCCUGAAGGCCAUGCUCUACAGCAGUCCAACAAACGGAAGCGUGGGAGACGCACUGGUCAUUGA